This is a messenger RNA of Aspergillus fijiensis CBS 313.89, 2460 nucleotides long. RefSeq lists its product as uncharacterized. Lineage: Eukaryota; Fungi; Ascomycota; Eurotiomycetes; Eurotiales; Aspergillaceae. The coding region runs from base 1 to 2460 and encodes 819 amino acids. The record is from RefSeq and is a predicted model, not a curated record. The transcript is spliced from 3 exons.
AUGCUACCUGACUUCUUGCAGAGCAGUUACGCCCGCUAUAAAACGGACACCAACACAUUUGCAACAUGGCUACUGGAGACAGCUAGCAAGAAGGGCGACUCUGACGCAGAGCCCGUUCAGUAUAGUGCCACCACCAAAGAUUUGCAGAAGUUCGCCGAGGUCGUGGCCGGUUCGGCUCUCCCAGUACCCAAGUCGGUCCUCGCCCUUGCGAAGCGCGCCGUCAAGCUGAGAAAAGCGGCCACAUCCUGGUUUUUGGGCCAGGGUGACUCUGCGAACAACAAGCGUCAUGCUCAUUUCAUCACGGCGCUGGAGCAGAUUUGCGAGACUCUGGAGUGGAAGACCAACCAGUCCUCGACGAAGCCAGACGCUAACAAGCAGCCUCAAGCCGACGACGUCGAUGCCGACCAAUUCCUCAACAGAUUCGCAGUCCUUACGGUGGAGGAGCCCAAGGACACUGCGUCGUCGCAACCGACGCCCGCAGUGUCGAAGAAGCUCGUCAAGGUUACCGUCGAUGAAGAAGAGGACGAGGACGAGGACGCAGCGGACUCGUACCUGAGCCAGCUGUUCUUCAAGACCCUUUGCUUGCUGCAGGAUCUGGACAACAUGCGCAAGUUCAUUUCCAUCACCUGGGCGGAAUAUCACGAGAAGAAAAUCAACCUCAUGAAUGCCGCUGUCGUGACGGACAGUGCUUUGCAACUUACCCAAGAUCUGGUCAAGGAGGUGGAGGCGGACUGGCGCACCUCGCUGUCCGGGCGGAAGGGUAAUGUCCAGACUGUGGUCUACACUCUUGCUGCGCUCUCGCGCGGCAUCUUUGCGCCGCCGUCCAUGGAGGUUGGCCUGCCCUAUAACGAGAACCUGGCGGAUACCGCUGAGUGGUGCUAUUUGCCAACAAAGAUCCUGCUUGAGUCUUUCGCAAACGUGCUUCAGGCGAAUCACCAGCCAGUCUUCAGAAAGGGCCACUUCGGCAUUUAUGAUCCGAAAGCGGACAGAGGGCGGAUGUCUCUGGGCCAGAAGUUCAACGAAGACAAGAUCAUCCUUCUCUCGAUAUUGCCCGAGUUUUGCAUGUUCGAUACGUUCGGCAUCCACUUGCCUGCCGAGGAUUCAAUCACUCGGGGCCUGGUUGAGUUCGCUAAGACCAAAAAGGUGGGUCUGUGGCUCUGUUUCGCCGCCCAGGUCUUCCUCGACGUUCACCAUGCGAUGCGGCACAGCACCUUGGGCGCAUUUGGAGAUCUCCGCAUGUCUGGACUUCGCAUCCAGAAGACCAUCGAUGAAUACCUGCAACUAUCUAAGACACACCCUCAGCCCAAGUUCUGGCCUAAGGAGGGUGAUGAGGAGAUUCGGAGCAUCAGUUCGACCGUGGACGCAUGGAUCAAAGGAGAUGUGUUCUUCGAUGUUCGAGCCUUGUCUAAACUGGACAGGGUUGGCACUCCGCCCGAGAAGCAUGCGCUUCUCUCGCAGCACGCUCUCCUCUGCGGCUUGGUCCUGUUCCACCUCAAUAUUCGAAUGCAGCGUGUGGGCCAGGAGCUUGUCACCCGGUGUCACGACGUUCAACAGCUGGCCUUCUUGCACAACCUUGUCAUAAAUGGUGCCAUGCAUAAAGACCUGAGGUGGCCCGACAUAGAUGCAUUUGUCAAGAUCCAUGGCGAGUCUCAUAUUUUCGUGGGUGCACGGCCCAAGAACGCCAGCGAAUCUCUGAAUAGGCUUGAGCUGGCCACCGGCAUCUCGUCCGCAACCCAUUUCGCCCGCGAUUCGCGGGGCAGCGGACCAUUCCAUAAGCCCGAUGGCAAGAACGCUCGCAUGCUCAAGCCCACCACUACCGUCGCGAACUUCAUCCUGGACGAGCUUGCCCAAAAGUCGAAGCUUGAAUCGUCCUCCAGCAAGAAGGAGCUCCAGCAGCGAGCCAAACCGGAAUUGAUGCUCACCCGACAGUGGUCGAAUUCCCACAUCAUCGACACCCUGCAGCCGCUCGCCUUCCUGAAGACCAAACUCUUCGAAGAGGAGCCGAUGAUCCUAUACAACUACUUCGGCAUGCACAAACGCUCCCUCGAGCUCCUGCGCCUGAUCCGCAGCAAGGAGCACCACAAGUUCGUCCAGUACUUCACCGAAGGAUACAUGCCCGACGAGUCCUUCAUCUCCAACAUCGUCCUCCUCAUCCAUCACGUUGCGCGCGGCUCGGCCCAGUCGGCGCAUGCCAUGGGACUGGGAUCCGGCGACGGGCAGGAGCUGGUGAGUCGCAUCGUCAUGAGCGCGGGCGACGUCAUGCGGGACUACCUGAAGAGGAAUGGGGAUGUGGCCUGCAAGGAGCUGCGGGUGUUCUGCAAGAACAAGAAACCCAUCCAGGAUGAUUCGGCAUACGAUGCGGGCGAUUCGGACGCGCUGAUAGAUUACUGGUUCAGCCUGGAGGAUGUGCUGGGCCCCAAGGGAAUGGCCUCGCUGAUGACGGGGAUUCCGGUGGCCUAG